GGAGUUAGUAGAAGGCCUGUGACUAUAAAUCAGUAUUUCCUCGAACCGAUACGCCAUGGACAACCCAUGGAGGGACGACGACUUUUCCGCAUCAUCAGCCUGCGAAGUAGCGCCAUAUGAAAUCCUCGACCCAGAGCAUCUAGCAGCGGAAUCAUCUGAUCUCCAAACUUUUACCAAAAGUAUUGCGGAACAGCCGUAUGACCCAGAGUCUUGGCUGCUCCGCGCGCGCUGCCUCCGGCUUCUGGGUUUCCCAGAGCUGGCACUCGGUGAUGCGUACAAAGCGCGACUGCUAGUUGAAGCGAGCCAGGAAAGAAGCACCCCACUCGGGAAGAAAGCCUUUCUGGCUUUGUGCGAUAAAAGCAGGCUCCUACACGAGACGGACCCGAGAUUAGUGGCAUGGAAGCACCUCGUUUCAACGACAGCGCUCCUUGAGAAGCGCGUCGUUGCAGAACUGCAAGAGCUCGAGCUCCAGGUUUGGUCAGAGCUUAUGGAGGGCCUGAUGGCUUCGAAUGCGUGUAGUGACUACCUGACCCUGAGCCAAGAAGCGGUGCUUCGAUUCCCGCAAGAUGCUGUUUUCCCAUCGGAGGUGCUAAACGCGAAGUCGUGGUUCAAGCAGAGGGAUGACAUCCUGCGGGAGCAGGUAGACGCCGGCGAGAUGAGCGAAGAGAAAAUGCAGGCAACUCUUCGUAACGGCGGUGUCUACCCUGUGGCUUAUCCGUGGAUGCAAGAGGAUUUCGUGUCAAGAGAGGAUUCCUUCCUCGAUGGGUGUAAAAGAGAGUUCAGUGCGCGAUCUACCAAUAGCACUGUUUCUCGCAGUGCUAUUAGGGACAUUGACGCAGAGGACGACGCCCCAAGCUCAGGAGACGUUCUGGGCGCUUUUGCGACGAAGAGUAUAGCUCCAUCAGAUACCGUCCUCGUGGAUAGCACCGUCGCAGGCGUCACAAGUAGCGCUGAACGCUGCCCAACAUGCUGUGGCGGAAUCACGGAAGAUAUUCUCAACGAUUGCUGUAGCGUCCCGUACUGCAGUCCAGACUGCUCUAAGACGGCCCUGGAUACCUUCCACGCCUCCGUUUGUGGCAAAGACUUCGGCUUCUUAACAUCUGCAGCAGAGUCAGCAGAACUAACAACCGACCUCUCUCUGGACUCAGUACUCCUCCUCCGAGUCCUGGCCCUCUCUAUGCAAGAGCCGACGCUCCACCCUCUAAAGACAUCUCUGCUCAAUCGACUGACGCCCACGUAUAAAAACGACGACUUGAUAAUCUUCAACUUCUCAGACCACAUCGUAACACCUAUUCGGGUGCUAGGCGAGCUGGGAAUCGAUGUUUUCGCAAACGCCGCUUACGACACCUGGGUCUUGCAUACGAUAAGAUGCCGUCUGCAGAAUAACAAGCAUGGGCAGACUCUCGAUGGAUUCCCUGGGACGGCCGUGAACCCAUUGUACUCAAUGUUCAAUCACAGCUGUGCACCGAAUGUCGACUGGGAGCACGAAGAUAGUAAUAGCACGUUGAGGAUGUUUGCUCUACGAGACGUAAACGAAGGAGAGGAGCUAUUUAUCUCGUAUAUAAGGCCGUUGACGAUGGACUAUGCGGAGAGGCAGGAGAGCCUAUUGCCUUGGUUGGGAAUGGAGUGCGAAUGUGAGCGGUGCAAAGCCGAAAGGCCGCCAACUGAGGCCUGACAUGUCUAAUGGCAUUUGGAUGACAUGAUUGAGGAUAGAAGCAUAUUUAAGUCGAUUAAGCCAUUGAAGGGAUUGAAAACGAUCGUUCCCCAUAGUUACCGAAGUGCCAAGUAACAAGCCGAGACUUGAUAGCCAUAAAUUUAUAUUAAUAGCGUCUCGGUCUGUCUUGGUAUGAAACUGAUCACAUCUUGCCGCGAUUCGGGCAUCCCAAUGCCUCUCCCCUAAAGCCAGAUGACAGUAAAUAUGUACAUGAAAUUCUAAAUUAGGCUGUUUGUUAAUGAUAAAUGAGGUAUCUACAUGGGUAACGUACUGUGCAAUAAACCGCUCCAAACGCCAUGGGAUAAUUGAUAAUUACGACUUAUCAACACAUUUCUCCUCCAGCCACCUGGCCAGAUUCGUGGAGGGCAUAUCCACAGCCCUCAUGAACAUGUCGGCGAGCCAUAAACUCAGCGACACGUAGAACACCAGUCCACAUACAUAUCCAAAAUGGUACAUCACUCCAGUUUUUCCAAGAAGCGCCCACCCAGCGUUUCUAAUUCCCUCCCCAAUAAGCAUAUUAACAAGCUCGUGAACGAGAUAUAGAGCAUAGCUCACGCGGCCUAGAUAGCGCGCCGCCGGGGCGACUAACGGGCGUUGUAGAAUAGGCAGGUACAAGAUCGCGAAAAUGAUAAGGAAACUACCAGGCAAUGCGAUGUAGCGCCACUUCUCCCCAUGCCAAGUGAGCUUGCAGAGCGUGGCAUACCCAGGUGUUUCGCAGGUGUGCUCUGUGGGCACGGAGCCCAGGUACAUGCCUGCAAUGAAGCAAGCCCAUAGGCCCAACUUCUUGAGGAUGUGGCGGCGGCGUUGGUUGGUGGCGUCUCGAUCUCCACCGUCGUAGUAUUGAAAAGAGGAGUCGGUUGCGUCCUCAUUAUGCAGGAGGCCCUCCUCUUUGCUGCGUUGCGAUGCGGCUUCUUGCGUGCCGACGUGGAUCUCAGCGGCGAGGAGGCCGAGAACGAAACAGCCCAGGUCCCAGCGGUCAUGUAGCAUCGUGUCAACGAAGACAAGCGCCUCGAUGAGCAGCCGUGGGCCUGUCCGGCAACGCGCAAUUCCCAAGAGAAGGAGGAAAAGAAUCAUCGAGCAGCGGAAUUCGACGGCGAUUGUCCACAGCGGCGGCAGGUAGUAGAUAUGGAACUGGUUCCAGUUGUAGAACGUGAAGAGGUCGUGGAGAUUCUCGAAAUAGAACCUGAUGUCACCCCACAGUCCCGGGACAUAGUGUGGCCACGGUUUGUCUAGUAACUGAGCGCGCUGGCACAGAAAGCUAAUGAAGGACAUGACGAGACUCGGUAGGCCGAGGCGCACAACUCGGCGAAAGGUCAUGCUGGAUAGGACUGGUAGGAUCCGAUCGCGGUCUCGUCGAAGCAUGAGCCGAACGGCUCGGGCUGAGAGCACAUAUCCGGAGAUGACGAAGAAGAGGAAGACCAUGAAGCCACCGCUGUACCAUAUCUUCACAAACGGCAGCUUCAACAGGUUCGUGUUGCCGUUGUAGCCAUACGCUAUUCGGAUAGUGGGAUAGGCGAAUGAACUAUAGUGAAAGAUCAUGACAGCAAACGCUGCCACCCCCCGAAGACCGUCGAGGCAGUCGGUGCUCGCGCGUUGGGCGGCUAUUUGUGGGUCUAUAGGGCGCAACGAGACGGGUUUGGCGGGACUGGGAGAGAGGACGCUAGGGACGGCGAAGGAGAGGAGGCCACGGGCGGCCGAGGGGAAGGAGAACUUGGAGACGGCAUGGACGAGGACCAGAGGUAAAGUCCAAAAUAGAGCUGUUGGCGUGGCGGCGGGCGACAUGUCGUCCCUCGUUCGUGGCUUGACUGUUCGCUCCAAAACAGGUGCGAUCAGUAGGACAAGGGAAGAAGGAAGAGAGAGAAAGAAGAGGAAUUCCCACACCUACCAAGAGCCGCCGGAGGAGCGCACCCAAGGCUGUUCC
Pseudogymnoascus destructans is the source of this 3635-nucleotide messenger RNA. RefSeq lists its product as uncharacterized. Gene Ontology annotation, cellular component: nucleus. Lineage: Eukaryota; Fungi; Ascomycota; Leotiomycetes; Thelebolales; Thelebolaceae. Gene Ontology annotation, molecular function: protein binding. The transcript is spliced from 2 exons. The record is from RefSeq and is a predicted model, not a curated record. Bases 56 to 1675 code for a protein of 539 amino acids.